Humulus lupulus (European hop) is the source of this 1278-nucleotide messenger RNA. RefSeq lists its product as uncharacterized. The coding region runs from base 1 to 1107 and encodes 368 amino acids. NCBI's taxonomy places the organism in Eukaryota, Viridiplantae, Streptophyta, Magnoliopsida, Rosales, Cannabaceae. The transcript is spliced from 6 exons. The record is from RefSeq and is a predicted model, not a curated record.
AUGUCUUCUGCGGUUAUGCAACAUCACGGAGGUGAUGGUGGGGCAAAUCCUCCUCCAAAUCCAACGCAGAUACAGGCUGAUUGUGAGAGAGAAAUAAUAGUGACGACUAAAACGAAAAGGCGCGGCAUCAACAAGGGGUUUUCAACUCGAGAAGCUAGAGUUGCAUUAGGUAGACCACUAACACUGGAGUGGGAUGUUCGAGGGAAGACUUACAAAGAAAUUGGUGAUUAUUCCCAACAUUUCUCUAGAGAGAUCGGCAUUCUCAUUCGACAAUAUGCCGAUCCCGACUACGACCGAUGGGAUAAAGUACCCAGCGAAGUUAGAGAUCGCAUACUUCCUCGUCUAGAGGAUGAUUUAUUCGACAUUGGUCGAAGUCGAUAUGCCUCAGAGAACCUCCCCGGCAUUCUUUUGGGCAUUCAACGGUCGUGCGCUGAUCGUUACUCGGAGUGGAAGAAUGACUUGUCCACUCAUUUAAAAAAGAAUGGUCGAGCACAUCCUACUGAUGGUUUGGUGGUGGAGAAAUGGCAGAAGGCGUUCCAGUAUUUUGAUCGCCCUGAAGUGAAGAGGCGUUCUGAGACUAACUCUGCGAACCGUGCAAAACAAAAACAGAGAAGCGUGCAGGGUUCACAGUCUACGCCAGCCCUUCGUUACAAGAAGCAUGAUUUGCAAACUGGGUGUCUUGCUGGGGUUCCAGAGAUUUGGAUGGCGACUAAGUACAUAGACGGGGAAGGUUGGGUGAGCAAGGCAGCAAAAGAUAACUAUGAAAAGAUGAUAGAGAUACGUGACACUCUGCAGUCACAAUCAUCUACGAGCGCCUCUGCCUCGAGUACUAUCCCGAGAGAAGAUGAUGACAUUAUUCUUGUUGAGACGAUCUUUGGACGUCGUCGAGGCUAUCAGCCGGGUCUUGGUCGUAGGAUUCGCACGAGGGCGAAUUGUGAAGCGGCUGAGGUACCUCAACCAGCCCAACCACCUCCUACCGCACAAGACAUGCAAGAGGUGAGGGAGCGACUCCGAGCCAUAGAGGAGCACUUGGCUAGGAUUGGUGGAGUCUCGGGAUUUGGAUCUUCUCAGCAAGGUCAUGGUGCCGAUCCUACAACACCUAGUUAAAAAUAUUUAUAUUUAUGUAUUUUAAUUUUACUGUGAUAGUUACUUUGUUAUAAAAAUAUUUAUAGUAAAAAUAUAAUUUUGUGCAUGAUUAAAUUUCUCUUCUAUUUCAAAUCUUUUAGCAAAAAAAUGUGUUAGUAUAUAUAUUGAAUAAUGGCAUUUUUUUAAGUAUAU